Mya arenaria is the source of this 627-nucleotide messenger RNA. Its product is annotated as proton myo-inositol cotransporter-like. The record is from RefSeq and is a predicted model, not a curated record. The transcript has 3 exons. The coding region runs from base 1 to 627 and encodes 208 amino acids. NCBI's taxonomy places the organism in Eukaryota, Metazoa, Mollusca, Bivalvia, Myida, Myidae. Gene Ontology annotation, biological process: transmembrane transport. Gene Ontology annotation, cellular component: membrane. Gene Ontology annotation, molecular function: myo-inositol:proton symporter activity.
AUGACGUGUAAUGACUGUAUGAUGGACCUCAGUUGCGGUUACUGUUUUGUGGAUAAUGAGGGCACAGAAAUCAGUAACUCAUCCUGCCUACCAACUGGAACGGACAACCCCUGGGUUUCCGGGAUUGGACAGUGUAACCAACAAACACUCCCGGGGAAGCUGACCUGGGCUUAUGACUACUGCCCAUCCCCAUUUUCCUGGAUGCCCAUGGUCGGCCUCGUUCUGUACCUCGUCACCUUUGCCCCAGGUAUGGGUCCAAUGCCAUGGACUAUCAACUCUGAGAUUUACCCUCUCUGGUGUCGUAGUUCAGCUAUCUCAGUGGCAACAUUCACAAACUGGAUCUUCAACCUACUCGUCUCCAUCACAUUUAUAACUCUCACAGAAAACCUCACGCGAUUCGGCACUUUUUUGCUGUAUGCUGGCCUGACAGUGCUUGGUGCCUUAGUUCUAUAUAUCUGGCUACCGGAAACUAAGGGGAAAAGUCUUGAGGAGGUCGAAGGUCUAUUUGCCCAGCCUUGGUGCGGCACUGUUAAUGGCGCGGACUACAAUACAAAGACGAUACAAUAUGUACACAUCCGGGGACUCAAUAGAGACGGCCGAGAGUCGGAACUUGACUCACCAGAGUGA